GACAUUGACAUCACGGAAAUACCUACCAAAUAUGAGAAAAUAAUGGGCCAAUCCCAAAGAUACAAUACAUCACAGAUAAGACUCUAAAGAUAAAAAUAUGACAUUACAAGAUUGGAUUGGACCAAUCGGAAAUCGGAAAGUUUAUACUUAUUAAUACAAUCAGAUGAAUCUUCAAAGAUUAAUAUUUAUAGAAGAAAAUCUAUAACAUAACACACGAUAGACAAGGCUAUGCCUAAUAAAAUACAAACUCAAGAAAGAACUCCAUUGACGUCUGAACAGGCUGUAUGGUCAACGAUCUUUGCCUGUCCCAAAGUUGGGGACAAAUAAAAAAAAAAAAAAAAAAAAUAUUUUUGUUUUGAUUUUUAUACGUAUCAACAAAUGUGAUUUCUGAAUGAAAAAUUAAUUAAUAUGGACAUUAACGUGUAUGAUAUGAGCUAAAAUGACAACGAUUGAACCAAUAAUUUAUGAAACUUUUUCAAUAGAAACUUUCCCUGUAAUCUUAUAAACAUGGGGAGGACGCAGCGUAAACGAAGACGCAAGAAGUUGGUGCAGUUUUACACGUGUAACAACGAAAACAGUUCAAUUUUAUUGAACACCUGGUUGUCGGACAAUGGACUGCGUAGCAGUAAGAAACUCGUAUUCGCCAUGUUCGAAACAACAGGGCGAGGUCUCCUAACAAAAAAGAAAAUUUCUGCUGGUGAAGAGCUGAUGAACCUACCCCUUAAUCUAACUAUUAAUGUGACUAGUUUAUUAAUGGAUGUCCUGUUUUGUAGAAUUUUUUUAGAGAACAAAAUUUCCUGUCUUUUAAAAUAUAAGCAAAAAGUUUCAUUCCAAUCAUUGAUGGCAUUUUAUCUUAUACAUUUAAGAGCACAAGGUGUUAAUUCCAAAUGGCACGUUUACUUAGAAAGUCUACCCAAAGAAUACACAGUCCCAUACUUUCUGCCAAAUGAAAUGAUAUGCCAUAUUGAUAGUGAAAUUGUAAACGAGAUAACAAAACAAAAAAAUAUUAUUGUAACCUCUUUUAAUAUUUUUAGUGAAGUUUUACAAAAUACAACAUGUAAUUAUAUUGAAGUACAGAAUUUGGGAUCAUAUUUCACAUUAUCAAGAUAUGAAUGGGCAUAUUUCACUGUCAACACUCGAUGUGUUUACAUGGAUUUAACUAAACUUAUUGACUCACAAAACUUAAGUAGUACCAUUUUGUCUCUCAUUAACGAUAAUACUAAAAUAUCACUGUGCCCAUAUUUAGAUAUGAUUAACCACAGUCCAAAUGCGAGGAAUGAGACAAAACUAAUCAUUAAUAAAGAUUUAGGUAAUUUACCACUAACAAAACUAAAUGAAGAUAUAUUUUCUGAUGUACGCUUUUCUAUUUACACAAAGAAUAAUUUUGAUCCAUAUACACAAGUUUUUAUAUGCUACGGAGACAGUCAUAAUUUAAAAUUGAUAACAGAGUAUGGUUUUUUUCUACCAUCAAAUGAUAUUGACUUUGUACCAUUUACUUUUGAUGAUAUUAAUUUAUAUUUAAAUUCAAGAGGUGUAAAACUUUCUGGAGAUCAAAUAGCAUUUAUAAAUAACCAUGGACUAAAUAAAGAUUUGUAUAUUGAUUUGAAAGGUCUAAGUUUCAAUUUCUAUGGUUUAUUGAUGGUAGUAAAGUAUUAUUACAACAAAAAUCUAGAUAUAAGUAGAUUAAUUUAUUCUGCAGCCAUUUGUUCUAAUGAUAGGGUUUUAAUAGAAUUUAUAAUGCCAAUGGUGAAAGAUAGACUUGUAAGUAUAAAUGUAGAUCUAGACAAAUUGUGUAGUUUUAGUAAAAAUAUGAUUUUAGAUAAUUGUAUCAAUCUCAUGGGUCAAUAUGUUAAUAUAUUAGAAAAGUUUAUUAAAUGUUAGAUUUCAGUAUA
Bicyclus anynana (squinting bush brown) is the source of this 1892-nucleotide messenger RNA. Its product is annotated as SET domain-containing protein 4. The record is from RefSeq and is a predicted model, not a curated record. Gene Ontology annotation, biological process: peptidyl-lysine trimethylation; peptidyl-lysine monomethylation; positive regulation of transcription by RNA polymerase II. Gene Ontology annotation, molecular function: histone H3K4 methyltransferase activity; protein binding; histone H3K36 methyltransferase activity. Lineage: Eukaryota; Metazoa; Arthropoda; Insecta; Lepidoptera; Nymphalidae. Bases 508 to 1881 code for a protein of 457 amino acids. The transcript has a single exon.